Hevea brasiliensis (rubber tree) is the source of this 2710-nucleotide messenger RNA. RefSeq lists its product as uncharacterized. Bases 194 to 2377 code for a protein of 727 amino acids. The transcript is spliced from 7 exons. Gene Ontology annotation, biological process: peptidyl-serine phosphorylation; peptidyl-threonine phosphorylation. NCBI's taxonomy places the organism in Eukaryota, Viridiplantae, Streptophyta, Magnoliopsida, Malpighiales, Euphorbiaceae. The record is from RefSeq and is a predicted model, not a curated record. Gene Ontology annotation, molecular function: protein tyrosine kinase activity; ATP binding; protein serine/threonine kinase activity. Gene Ontology annotation, cellular component: cytoplasm.
UUCUCUCUCUUAGCUUCUGUUUUACAACAACUAACACACGCAGACAAGAAAGAGAGAAGAAAGAGCAUGCAAACCCUGAAACAUGGCUUAUUUUUUCUCACUUUUGACCCUCCAAUUUUGCCUAAUUCACAUUUACUCAUCACCUGCUGCUUCCUUUCAUCUUUCACUCUGUGUUGUUUGACUUUUCACUAUCAUGGCGAAGGCAGAAGCAGAAGCAGAAGCAGCAGAGCCUCCAGUUCCAGUCUUCUCAGACGUCCAAUCAGUUUUGGAUUUUCUACGCAAAAAUGGGCUAAAAGAAGCGGAGUAUGCUCUUAAAGAGGAUAUGAUUGAGAAACAUGAACUGGGUUCUUUUGAUUUCGAGAAAUUCUUGUUUGUUUUGCCUCCGGUGAGGAUUCCGGCGAGCUUCCGGCGUCCGGAUGAAGAUGGCGGUGUUGGUGGUGGUGAAGGUUCAAGAUCGAGUUCUGGGUCUGGCUCGGAUGAGGAGUUUGUUAGCUUGGGAUCUUCCACUAGUAAUUUGUGCUCUUCAGAAUUUACAAAUCCAUAUGGACUUUGUUCUGGAUCUCAAGAUAAUUCAGAAACAUCAUCAGAUAGGUUGUCUCAGUUUGGCACAGCACGUGAUUACCCCGGUCUUGAUUUGCAAAAUGACCUCUAUUGGUAUGAUGAAAGAGACGAGGGCUACUUCAUGACUCCAUCGUUCAAUGGGCCAGACUGCUUCGGUGGUCCAAGUGAGGAUAAAUUUGUCAUGACAUCAGGGACAGUGAACCAAUUUGAAAAUCCACAGAGUUUAUUUGAUAAAACUGAAGGAUUUGAAACAGAAGCAAACAAUGAUUUCUUGGAUAAGCCUUGUCUUUUUAAUGUGACAUCUGUGAAAGAUAAGAAUGAAGCUCAAGCAAUGGACUUUUAUCAUUUUGAUAAUGGAAACCAUCCUGAAGUAGGUAUUGAGAGGAAUGGUUGUUCAGUUCCUCUUUACAAAUGCUGUGUAGGAGCAGAGGGAAAUUAUGUUAGGGAUCCAAUUGAUCACAUCUAUUCGAGUUCCAAAAACACUUAUUUGAGUGAUUUUCAGCUAAGAGUUGGAGAUAUUCCCACUGAUUGUGAUGUAGCUCCUGGAAAUGGAAAAAACAAGAAUGGUUACUACUCUUCAAAAGCGCAUUCCAACAGUGACUUGUUUGAAAAUUAUAAAAGCUCCACUGAAAUAAUAUCAAAUGGAUUUGCUGACUAUGAAGUUGGAAAUGGUAGAGAAGCAAACGGAGAAGCUGACGAGCUUAAGACUGCUGCAGAUGAAGAUGGUGAAGUUACUGCAGAUGAGCUUCUGAUGUUCGAUACUCAGGAGGAUGAAUAUGAAGUAUUUGAUCUGCGAAUCAUACAUAGGAAAAACAGGACAGGAUUCGAGGAAAAUAAGGAUCUGCCUAUUGUGCUUAAUUCUGUCAUCGCAGGCAGAUAUUAUGUCACAGAAUACCUAGGUUCAGCUGCUUUCAGUAAGGUUGUUCAGGCUCAUGAUCUUCACACAGAAGUAGAUGUUUGUCUGAAGAUUAUUAAAAACGAUAAAGAUUUUUUCGAUCAGAGUUUAGAUGAAAUUAAACUUCUGAAGCUUGUGAACAAGCAUGAUCCAGCUGAUGAACGCCACAUUCUUCGUCUUUAUGACUACUUCUAUCACCAGGAGCAUCUCUUCAUCGUUUGUGAACUCCUCCGUGCAAACUUGUAUGAAUUUCAGAAAUUUAAUCAAGAAUCAGGCGGUGAACCAUAUUUCACUCUGAGCAGACUGCAGGUUAUAACUCGUCAAUGUUUGGAGGCACUGGAAUUCUUGCAUCACUUGGGAAUUAUUCAUUGUGAUCUCAAGCCUGAGAAUAUUCUGAUAAAGAGUUACAGGAGAUGUGAGAUCAAGGUUAUUGAUCUUGGAAGCAGUUGCUUUAAGUCAGACAACUUGUGCCUAUAUGUACAAUCUCGUUCCUACAGAGCCCCUGAAGUCAUUUUGGGUCUUCCAUAUGACCAGAAGAUUGACUUAUGGUCUCUUGGCUGCAUCUUGGCUGAGCUAUGUUCUGGGGAAGUGCUGUUUCCGAAUGAUGCGGUUGUAAUGAUCCUUGCACUUAUGAUUGGGAUGCUGGGCCCUAUUGAUUUGGAGAUGUUGGUGAGGGGGCAGGAGACACACAAGUACUUUACAAAAGAAUACGAUCUCUAUUAUGUAAAUGAGGAAACAAACCAAAUAGAGUACAUUAUCCCAGAGGAGUCCUCAUUGGAGCAUCAUCUGCAGACUUAUGAUGAUGGAUUUAUCGACUUUGUGAGAAGCUUGCUUGAGGUCAAUCCCCUGAGGCGCCCAACUGCAAGGGAGGCACUAGAGCACCCUUGGCUUUCUUAUUCUUAUGAGUCAAAUUCUUACUGAAUUUCUGGAGGAUUUACCACUCUUGUUGAUACAUUUACGUCUGUUUAUUACACUGUCUUGUGAGCCGGGAAAACUGUGAGCAUAACACUGGAGCACAGGUUUCCAAUAUCAGUUUUGUUUUGAUGUGAAUGCAACCACCCCAGCUUACUGAACUAAGUUGCAUAUACUUGCUUGUUAAUCAACACAUAAUUUAUUCUGUACAGAAGGUUGUUCUGCAUAUUUUUUUGAUCCCAUUGGUAGGGGUUUUUGUAUGUAGCUUGAACGCCGCAGCAUUGAUUGGCAUAAACAGAGGCACAAUAAUAAGAUGUUUAGUGCAUUGCUUUGGAUUCUUCA